This is a messenger RNA of Aspergillus pseudotamarii, 2083 nucleotides long. RefSeq names its product general substrate transporter. Gene Ontology annotation, cellular component: membrane. The transcript has a single exon. Lineage: Eukaryota; Fungi; Ascomycota; Eurotiomycetes; Eurotiales; Aspergillaceae. Gene Ontology annotation, molecular function: carbohydrate:proton symporter activity. Gene Ontology annotation, biological process: carbohydrate transport; transmembrane transport. The coding region runs from base 483 to 2018 and encodes 511 amino acids. The record is from RefSeq and is a predicted model, not a curated record.
CCGAUAUGCACUUCGGCUAGACUUCGGCUAGCGAAGAGAUUUCCGUAAGGUUUCCCGUACUCGGCGGGAUGCCGUGGGGUGUGCUUGGCUUGGCUUGGCGCAGUGAGUCGGGAUUGUGAGGCGUUGGUGCUGUGCUGGCCCGGGGGUUUGUCCUCCGAUAUGCUCUUGUGUGGGCGUCUAUUUGCCGGCCGUUGCUCGUCUUCGAUCCUUCCCAUAGUAGGAAAGAUUGGCAUGCGAACUGGGGGCCCCAGAGUCGUCCGAAGUGGGGAAUUCGGGGUUGCUGGACUACGACUGGGCGCUCGAUGUUGGUCUGCACACCCCGUGGAGCUUUACCCCGGCCAUGUUAAACUUUUACCUCCAUCAAGAAAAGGUAUAAAGGCUGCCGCUCCGAGGAAGAUCAGAUUUCCACAGCCUGGUCCUACUGUGUGCUCUUUUUCCCUCCCCGGUCCCCCAAUUCUACAGUGUCUUCCACGUUGCCGAACAUGGCAGGCCUUCAAUUCAACGUCGACUGGAAGUCGAAUCGACGGGCCAUCGGCUUUUGUCUAGUGGCUGCCAUUGGUGCUCUUUGCUACGGUUACGAUACAAUCUACUAUACUGGUGUGCAAGGAAUGACCUGGUUUGCGAAGGACUAUGGAGAGGAGGGCUCAGACGGUUCCUUCUCGCUAGGAACAACGUUCCUGUCCUUGUCUGCCAGUAUCAUCUAUGUGGGAGAGCUCAUCGGGGCACUCGCCGCCGCUCCCAUCAAUGACUUUUUCGGCCGACGUGCCGUGUUCCUGUCUGCCUCGAUCUGUAUCAUCGUCGGUGCCAUCGUGCAAGCCUGUUCAUUUGGGUCGCACCCAGUCUUCUACAUCAGCCGUGUCCUGAUCGGUCUGGGUGUCGGGCAGUUCACCGCCACCUGUCUAAUUUACAUCGGCGAGGUGGCACCAUCGGCCAUCAGAGGUCCAGCUCUGAUGUGCUUCCAGUUCAUGCAGUCCAUCUCGCAACUGGUAGGAGCCUGCGUCAACCAAGGCACCCAGGGGAUCCAAAGCUCCCAAUCCUACCGCAUCCCCAUGUGCCUCCUCGUCGUCCUUCCCGCCAUCAUGCUUCUCUGCCUUCCAUUCACCCCGGAAAGUCCCGUCUGGUACAUGUACAAAGGCAAACGCGAGCAAGCGAUCAAAUCCCUCCGCAAGAUCAACCGCAGCAUGCGCGACUACGACCCGUCCGCUGACAUUCAAGCCAUCGACGACGCAGUCCGACAAGAACAAGAAAUGGCGAAGGACGCCACCUGGGCCUCCUUGAUCACCGACCCCAUCGAGCGCCGCAAGCUGUUCUACGCCUGUGGCGCCAUGUUUGUUCAACAAAUCAACGGCAUUCAGUUCUGGUAUACCUACGGCGUCGUCUUCGCGCAGUCCAUCGGCGUCGCGGACCCCUUCACCAUCAACACCAUUAUCUACGUCCUACAGAUCAUCACUGUCGGUGUCUCCGUCGUCUUCGGGAACCAAAUCAAGCGCCGCACGAACCUCCUCGUCUGCUCAUGCGGGAUGUUCGUCUCCCUACUCACUGUUGGCGGUCUCGGAAUCACCAAGGACGCCGAUGGCACCCUCAGCCGUGGCAUUGGCAUUGGCAUUGUCGUCCUCGCAUACGUCAACAUCAUCUUCUACAACUUCUCCAUCGGAACCCUCUCCUACUCCAUCGCAUCGGAAAUGUCCGUCGGCCGGAACAGGAACAAGAUCACCUCCUGCGCGAUGGGCGUGUUCUUCGUCACCGUCUGGCUCAUGGUCUUCACCAGCCCCUAUAUGUACUACACGGCAAACCUAGGGCCGAUGAUUGGAUUUAUCUAUGGGGGUACCACGCUGUUCUUGCUGGCGUACUCAUGGUUCUGUGUUGGUGAGACUGCGGGGCGCAGCAAUGCGGAUAUCGACAGGCUCUUCCAGGAUAGGGUUCCUGUUCGCGAGUGGGCAACGUACGUUAUCCCUGCCGAUGAUGGGGAGGACCUGAAGAAGAAGGGCACGAGCGAUGAGCAGAUCGAGGCGGUAUGAGCUCUAUGAUAGCAGCUAUCUGGUCUAAUCCAGGAGCGUUGAUGUAACAAAGAUUCACAUAUCGU